This is a messenger RNA of Solea senegalensis (Senegalese sole), 2357 nucleotides long. RefSeq names its product gamma-aminobutyric acid type A receptor subunit alpha6a (gene gabra6a). The record is from RefSeq and is a predicted model, not a curated record. The transcript has 10 exons. NCBI's taxonomy places the organism in Eukaryota, Metazoa, Chordata, Actinopteri, Pleuronectiformes, Soleidae. Gene Ontology annotation, molecular function: benzodiazepine receptor activity; transmitter-gated monoatomic ion channel activity involved in regulation of postsynaptic membrane potential; inhibitory extracellular ligand-gated monoatomic ion channel activity. Bases 95 to 1444 code for a protein of 449 amino acids. Gene Ontology annotation, biological process: regulation of postsynaptic membrane potential; monoatomic ion transmembrane transport; gamma-aminobutyric acid signaling pathway. Gene Ontology annotation, cellular component: synapse; neuron projection; postsynapse.
UUUUACAUACCUAGCAGUCACUGUAAUGACACAUCUCCUCUCACACAGUAUUUCAUUAACUAUGAGUUGAUCUGGGGAGUUGAGAUUGUGUUAAAUGCUACACAGGAUGGCUGCUGUGACAUUAUCUUUGGUUUCUCUUCUAUGCUGGUUAAGUUUUGGUGAUGUACAUGGAAAUGAGAAGAUAUCCUCAGAAAACAUCACUCGUAUUUUAGAUCGACUUCUGGAUGGCUAUGACAACAGAUUGCGCCCUGGAUCUGGAGGUGGUGUCACAGAGGUGAAGACGGACAUCUUUGUCACCAGCUUUGGACCCGUUUCAGAUGUUGAGAUGGAGUACACCAUGGACAUGUUUUUCCGCCAAAUGUGGGUUGAUGAGCGUCUGAAGUACGAGGGCCCCAUCGAAAUCCUGCGGCUGAACAACCUUAUGGUGGAAAAGAUCUGGACGCCGGAUACUUUUUUCAGAAACUCCAAGAAGUCCAUUUCACAUAACAUGACCACACCCAACAAGCUUUUCCGCAUCAUGCAAAAUGGAACUGUCCUCUACACUAUGAGACUGACGAUCAGUGCAGAAUGUCCAAUGAGGCUGAUGGACUUCCCUAUGGAUGGCCACUCCUGUCCACUCAGAUUUGGAAGCUACGCCUACACAAGCAGUGAAAUUAUUUUCACGUGGAGGAAGGGACCAAUAGCAUCAGUCGAGUGUCCUAAAGAGUCCAUGAGUCUUCUGCAGUAUGAUCUGGUGGGACAGACCUUGUCCAGUGAGAUAUUCAAAUCAAACACAGGUCACUACUCUGUGCAGGUGGUCCAUUUCCACCUCCAGAGGAAGCUGGGCUACUACCUCAUACAGACCUACAUCCCCCUCAUAAUGGUUGUUGUGCUGUCACAAGUCUCUUUUUGGAUUAACAAGGAGUCUGUUCCCGCACGGACAGUUGCUGGCAUCACCACAGUGUUGACCAUGACCACCUUGAGCAUCAGUGCCCGCCAGUCGCUUCCCAAAGUGGCCUAUGCCACUGCCAUGGAUUGGUUCAUCGCUGUGUGUUUUGCCUUUGUGGCGUCGGCCCUCGUUGAGUUUGCAGCAGUGAACUACUUCGCCACCCUCCAGGCCAACCGUCUGAACAAACAAAAAGCCAGACAAGACAAUCUGGAGGUGCUGGCAACCGGCAGUGAUGAGGACGACAAUGUUUCAUCGGACAGCAGUCCUCAGGAAGGCCUGAAGAGGAGAAACCACUCAGUGUGCCGCAGUGAACCACGAGAGGCUACGCCACUGCCCAUCUUCAUGCAGCAGGGCUCAGCUGUCCCUCAAAUCCCACAGCUGGCUGGCACCAGCCCCAUUGACAAGUACGCCCGCAUCCUCUUCCCCCUGACUUUCGCCCUCUUCAACUUCAUCUACUGGUACAUCUACCUGGCCAAGGACACCAUGGAGAAAGCCAGAGACAUGGAUCUUAACUGAGAGGACCUGGAAAAGGGCACGUGCAGCCGGAGAGACCUUCAGCAUCCAUCCAUCCAUCCAUCCAUCCGUUCUCACAUCACCCUGCUCACUCUCUCUCUUUCUCUCUCUGUGAACAAGCUCUUUGCAUUCACUCUGCUCUCGUCUGACAGAGGAAAUGAAUCAGAAACUCAUUUAUUCUCCUGCUGCACAUCUAUUCAUUUCACAGGCUGUGACCACUGCCCACUUGUGUUCUGAUCAGUAGUUGAAGAGCUGCCCUUCACGGGCCUCAAUCACUUUAAACAUAUACUGUACACGCACAACUUCUUACACCGCUGGAACAAGACCGACAUCACACACACAAAACAGGAAACAUCAAAUAGAAGGGGAUGAUAUAAUCUAUGAUGGCUGUAACUGCUGGUGAUGCAACUGUGAACCAAUGCUUCCAGAAGCCUGCCCUCUACAGAAGCGCAGCUACCCCUACAACAAGAUCAAAGGCAAUUUAGAGGCCACUUGCAUCCCUCCUCCUCAUGGCCUCAAAAAUGUGCUCAAACCUGAGGAAAUUAAUUGUGGGAUUGUGUUUUAAACACCAUCUUUGCAGCUGUGGCACUGUCAAACCUGCCUUUUCCUUGUGCUGCAGCUCCACUGGAAACAUAGUGGGGGGGGAUAGCAUAUGACACCUUUAUUUGUGUCUCUGUGUUCCUGUCAUUAGUUUGCUAUUUUUGUGUGAGUGGCACAGGAUUUGUCAGAAACCAUAUUUUUGUACAUAGUCAAUCUGUGGUUGAUGCAUAACAUGGAACAGGGGGGGGGCGGGGGGCUUGAUCGUAAGGUGUUGGUGGGAUCAGUGCACCCACACAGCUGUUUGACCUUGUCAGGAUUCAGACAAAUUCAUGUGUCACACAAUAAACAAAUAACAGUAAAACAAGCUCAACAUUAA